AUGAGCUCCAGGACACUGACUAAUGUUGUCAACGACCAAACGGUUGCUCUCAAUGCCCUCAUCUAUGGAUACGCCGGCCACAGCUUGGUCACCCCUCAGCACGCCCUCCAACAAAUAUGGUGGACCGAGGAGAGGAUCAACGAGCGAGUCACCAAUGACUUUGUCACUUCUCGGCUACAGCCUCAAGAGAGGGAACGUCUCACCCAACCUGUAGGCUUUGGCGAUCUGAGCGACGAUACCUAUAUCGAAUGGAUCAUGGAGAAGGCACGGCGGCUAUUUCUGACACUUGUCGAGAUCGGCGAGGCGGACCGCAUAUUUGCCGUUGUCGACAAAUCUUGGGACGAUGAUGACCUCCCUCUUGGGAUGGAAGACAUUGAGCAGCUAUCGCUAUCGAAUCGACGCGACAACCACGCCAAUGCUCGCUUUUACCAUACCCAAUUUACUUUCCUGCUACGAGAGUUACGACAAGGCGUACACAUCGACUAUGCCGAAAACGAAGAGGUACCGAUCGAGAGUGUCAUGACCUUGCCAGUCGCGGUCAGUCUGCAAGCCUGGUCUCGAAUACACUUACCAAAGAAGCCGAAGGAAAUCUACAUGCGACGGAAAUUCCCACUUGGAAAUGCAGAUGAUCCAGAGGCUUUUCAUCAAGAUUUUAUCCUAGACGUGGAGAGUGCAAGAAUGGUUGAACACGAGCAUCUCGCUCCUGUCUGGGCGUCGUACACGGCAAAGGGCUCUGGCUACAUUGUCAGUAACUUUGUCGGCCACCACACCUUGCGCACCUUCAUCGACCAUCGCAAUCCUGCGCAAUACCAGAAACUGCCAAAGCCCGAGAGACGGUGGCUGGUGCUUAACUGGCUACACUGUUUGGCCGAUACCAUCACAACACUGCAUCAAAAUGGGUUUUGCCAUUCCGCGAUCCGACCGUCCAGGAUACUCGUCGACGAGCAGAAUGCGAUUGCAUUCAGUGACAUUGGCAGCUUGGAAACGUUUCAGAAAGACAAGAAGCCUGAUGCUAUGGAUGCCUACAUAUACGAUGCCCCAGAAGCACAUGCAAGUUCAGAACCAUUGGACUUGCCUCCCUCCGUCGCAUCACCCACCCUAUCCAAAGACCGACACGUGUCUAUCGCAAGUAAAAGCUCAUCGAGAUCCUCGAAUAGCAGCAAUUCGUAUCAGCCUAAACCUCAGCACCAAUCACAAGGACAAGAAACUGAGAAAGCAGAUGUCUUCUCUUUGGGUUGCGUCUUCUUGGAAAUUUUGACUUUCUUGCUCAAGAAGAAAUCCCAUGAUUUCAUCAAACACCGUACAUCGAAACAAAAAAUCAACACGGGCGGCAAGAACUCGCGUACCGAUUCGUCGUACCAUAACAAUCUUGACAAGGUCGAAACCUGGAUGGCCGUACUGGAGAAAGCAUCUGGGGAAAGCGAUGACGAGGCAUUUGGCAUAGUCCCUGACAUCUUGGCGCUUAUCCGAACCAUGCUCAGCAAAAACCCCAUGCAUCGUCCAACGGCUCGCGACGUGCGCGAUGAAUUGUUUGACAUUUUCAGC
Molecule: messenger RNA, 1545 nt
Organism: Bipolaris maydis ATCC 48331
Lineage: Eukaryota; Fungi; Ascomycota; Dothideomycetes; Pleosporales; Pleosporaceae
Source: RefSeq, a predicted model, not a curated record